Messenger RNA from Aspergillus costaricaensis CBS 115574, 1429 nucleotides. RefSeq lists its product as uncharacterized. The annotation marks the transcript as partial. The transcript has a single exon. The record is from RefSeq and is a predicted model, not a curated record. NCBI's taxonomy places the organism in Eukaryota, Fungi, Ascomycota, Eurotiomycetes, Eurotiales, Aspergillaceae.
AUGCCUGCGACACUUAGGCAGACGCUGUUGCUGGCCCUGUGGGCCGGCAGCCUGGUUUCCAGCUCCUGGGGAGCCGAUCUACCUACUACCGAUGUGGUAGCCUCUCACCCCAGUAUCACUCCUGCUCCGGUAGCAGGAGCUUGGCUGGCUGAGUCGGAUUCUGCCGCCAUUGAGCAUGAGGUGGAUGAAGACGAGCACCCUCGGCUGGUGGCUAGAAAGAAGAAAAAGAAGACAAGCAAGAAGUCCAGCAAGACAAGCAAGAAGUCAAGUAAGACGAGCACAAAGUCCAAGACAAAGACUUCUACCUCGACCAAGGACACGGCCACUCACACGACGAGCACAAAAUCCAAGACUUCUACUUCGACCUCGACCAAGGAUACGUCUACUCACACAACAAGCACCAAGACUCCCGAGUCUCACAGUACCUCAACCUCGACCAAAGAUACUUCUACUUCCACGAGUACCAAGACACCAGAGGUACAUAGCACCUCGACAUCGACAAAGGCUACACCUACUCAUACGACCAGCACCAAGACACCUGAGGAUCAAAGUACCUCGACUUCGACGAAGGCCACUCCUACGCAUACGACCAGUACCAAGACACCCGAUAGCCACAGUAUCUCAACAUCGACCAAGGCCACACCUACUCACACUACGAGCACCAAGACACCCGAGAGCCACAGCACCUCGAGUAGUGCGGCUCAUGAGACCUCUGCAUCGGGAGGCCAGUUCGUGCAAACCCCAACUCCAGGGACAUCAACACGGACAGUCUCGGAGGGGUCUGCGGCAGGCACUUCUACUCACAGUCAUACCACAAGCCCAGGGUCGUCUGCUAGCGGCAGUCACACGCAUACGACGAGCACUAAAUCUCAUCAAUUGUCCUCCAGCGCUGUACACCACCAUACAAGCACAGGGUCUGAGCACCCGACCUCCACACCUGAAUCUCACUCUGCAUCGCACUCUGCGUCCCACUCUGCAUCGCACUCUGCGUCCCACACUGCAUCCCACACUGCAUCCCACACCAUAACCUCGGGAUCUGCGCACAUAACCAGUAGCAGUGCCAUCGAGACUUCAUCCCAUACUGUGUCAUCAUCUAAGCCGAUCAUUUCUUCGGGCGUUGCAACUUCCACAAGUGCUACCCCGGUUAGCUCUGAAGCUGCCCAGCCGACUGAUGAUGGUUCGGGCGAUGAUGGGGAUGACGGAGAGGAUACUGGCGAUGACUCUGGGGAUGAUACCGGCGAAGACACUGGAGAAGAUACCGGCGAUGAUUCUGGUGAUGAAACUGGUGAUGAAACUGGUGAUGAAACUGGUGAUGAAACUGGUGAUGAAACUGGUGAUGAAACUGGUGAUGACUCUGGUGAUGACUCUGGUGAUGACUCUGGUGAUGACUCUGGUGAUGACUCUGGUGAUGACUCUGGUGAUGACUCUG